Molecule: messenger RNA, 1797 nt
Organism: Alternaria incomplexa
Lineage: Eukaryota; Fungi; Ascomycota; Dothideomycetes; Pleosporales; Pleosporaceae
Exons: 1
Coding region: 1-1797 (598 amino acids)
Biological process (GO): proteolysis
Cellular component (GO): fungal-type vacuole
Molecular function (GO): aspartic-type endopeptidase activity
Source: RefSeq, a predicted model, not a curated record
AUGCGCCUCACACCGCGCGCUACCGAGGCCCCGGAGCCGUAUGUUGUGCCACCUUCGAAUAAGUUCGAUGGUGCCGAUGGGAGCUGGAGCACCUUCAAGAUCAGCGUUGGAACGCCAGGACAAGACUUUCGUGUACUGCCCAGUACGAAGGGAGGUGUCACAUACGUCAUUGCACCGGAAGGUUGUUUGGAGGGAGUCGACCCUACAGAUUGCCCACAACUCCGAGGGAUAGAGGUCUUCCAAAGCGCGCAAAGCACCGGCUUCCAGGUUGACGCGUCGACAACCUGGUCGGCGAUCGGGCAAUACGACGUCGAUUUGGAGGAUGCGCUCAACUACACAGGGAGAGGAUUGUUUGGCCUGGAUACCGUCACUCUAGGAUCAGCUGCGGACAGUAGCUCUUCUGUGUCGUUAACGCGCCAGGUCGUCGCUGCCGUUGCCGACCCGGACUAUUAUCUGGGAAUUCUGGGCCUAGGUCAGGCAAAGUCCAGCUUCAACAGUGGGAGCCAGCCGGUCGACUCGUUCCUCUACCUGCUGCGCGAAAGCAAGAAGAUCCCCAGUUUUGCAUAUGCGUAUACGGCAGGCGCGAAGUACAGGUUGAAAUCUGUAUUCGGUAGCCUGAUACUGGGCGGCUACGAUGCGACACGGUUCGAGACUGGCGCGAACGACUUCUCAUUCACCUUCUCACAAGACCCCUCCCGGCUCCUGACUGUUGGAGUGGACUCGAUCAUGGCUACAAAUACGCUGCAGGGCACCUACUCCCUGACUUCUGGAGCACACUUCUCUGUCAUUGAUUCUACCGUUCCGCAUCUGUGGCUACCCGCGGACGUGUGUGCUGAGUUCGAGACAGCCUUUGGCCUGACUUAUGAUCCUCAGACAGAUUUGUACCUUGUCAACGACACGAUCCACAAAGAACUCCUAUCCAAGAACCCGACCCUCACGUUCAAGCUCGUCGACUCCCUCGAAGACACGACUACAAAUUACACCAAUAUAGAGCUGCCGUAUGCGGCAUUCGACCUCCAAGCCUCGUACCCGUACUACACAAACGCAACGAACUACUUCCCGAUCCGCCGCGCCGCGAACGAUACACAAUAUGCACUGGGCAGGACACUUUUACAGGAGGCAUAUCUCAUAGUAGACUAUGAACGCGCAAACUUCACGGUUGCGCAGGCAGUCUUUCCUGAUCCUCUACCCGCGUCAGAAGUCAUGACCAUCAAAUCUCCGAGCGAUACCACUGCCACGCCAGCUUCAUCUUCAUCCUCGGGUCUCGGUGUAGGUGCCAUCGUCGGCAUAGUAAUCGGUGCAGUCGCUGCUCUCGCCCUGGUCGCACUUGGUAUAUUUUUCUUCCGGAAGCGUCGCGGCAAGCAGCAAAAAGAGCAACGAUACGAACUCGCAAGCAAGCACAUAUCGGAGGUUGGUUCAGGCACCGACAUCCUCGCUAGCAGCCAGCCGCACAAAGCUGUGGGCCCGCAGGAACUCCACGGGACACCGUUGACUGAGCUUGCCUCUCCUGUCAACGAGCAAUUCGUCGGUCAUGCGUAUCCGCAGGAUCAGAAGACAGUUAUCAGCAUGGCGGAUGAGCCACAAGAGCUGCAUGGCGAGUCAAUGAUGCCAGUCACACCUAGAUGGCGAGAAGUACAGCUGCCGCAAUACCCUGGCCCACGCGAAGCGGAUGCCGAGAGUAGCACAGGGCGCAGUGUGAGCGGCAUAGCUAGCGACGACGGAUACGCGACAGGCGAGUUUGGAGUACGCUCUGGCGUAUCACCAAUGACACCCCAGUUUCCACAGCAUAAAUAUUAA